This is a messenger RNA of Diospyros lotus (date-plum), 1200 nucleotides long. RefSeq names its product pirin-like protein. The record is from RefSeq and is a predicted model, not a curated record. The transcript has 6 exons. Bases 153 to 1046 code for a protein of 297 amino acids. NCBI's taxonomy places the organism in Eukaryota, Viridiplantae, Streptophyta, Magnoliopsida, Ericales, Ebenaceae.
AUCUCUCCUGGAUGUCUCAUAUUCCCGCAUUAAGGAGAAGCUAUACUCUCUCUCAUUUGGCAAUAGAGAGACGAGAUUGCAAGAGCUAAGAGAGAGAGAGAGAGAGAGAGAGAGAGAGUAAUUGAAUUGAAGCCAAGGAAAAGAACGAGAAAAUGGGUGCUGUAGUGAAGGAACCUCGCCUUGUGGUGAGAAAGUUCCUGGCCAGGCCCCAGCAUGAAGGCGUUGGAGCCAUUGUUAGAAGAAGUAUUGGAAGGUUUGAAUUGAAGUACUUUGAUCCCUUUCUUGCUCUCGACGAAUUCUCAAUUUCUGCUCCUGGUGGGUUUCCUGAUCAUCCACACAGAGGAUUUGAAACAGUCACCUACAUGUUGCAGGGUGCUGUAACACAUGAAGAUUUUGAGGGGCACAAAGGCACCAUAGGAGCGGGUGAUUUGCAAUGGAUGACUGCUGGAAGAGGGAUCGUCCACUCUGAAAUGCCGGCUGGCCCGGGAACCCAAAAAGGCCUGCAGCUUUGGAUCAACCUUUGCUCCAAAUACAAAAUGAUAGAGCCAAGGUAUCAAGAAAUAGCCAGCAAGGACAUUGCAGAAGCAGCGAAAGAAGGAGUCAAGGUCAGAGUAAUAGCUGGUGAAGCAUUGGGAAUCAGAUCACCAGUCCAUACCGCAACACCAACCAUGUACUUGGACUUCACCCUCAAGCCAGGGGCUCAUCUUGAGCACCCAAUACCCAUUGCAUGGAAUGCAUUUGUGUAUGUGUUGGAGGGUGAGGGCAUAUUUGGAAACUCCAAAUCCGUGGCUGUGGGGCCCCACCAUCUGGCCCUGUUGAGCAGUGGGGGGGAUGGUGUUGAAGUGUGGAACAGAGGGUUGAAGCCCCUUAGGUUUGUGCUGGUUGGGGGGCAGCCCUUGGGUGAGCCUGUGAUGCAGUAUGGCCCCUUUGUGAUGAACACUCAGGAGGAGAUUGACCAGACCAUUGAGGAUUUUGAGGGUUGCACCAAUGGGUUUGAGAAAGCUAGGCAUUGGAGGUCUGAGGCCACACUUGCUCUUGAGUAUUAGCUGCUACUAUUUUUUCUUUUUUGGCUUUUGAUUAAUUGUUUAGGUUCAACUAAAUGGGGAAUAACAGUUGUUGGUGUCUGGAUAUGUACCAUUAGUUCAGUGAAUCAUUAACGUCAUGUAGUAUAUAUAAUUUUAUGGAUUACUGUUACUAGUA